AUGGAGAAUUAUUUUAAUAAUUUAAAAGUAUGUGAUUGGGAAAGUAUACAUACAAAACAAUGGUUAUUGGAUUUACAAAAAAGUAUUAAAGUUGAUAACCAUGUUUUAGAUAUGAUUGGUUCUUUAAAUGGUAAAUUUUUAUUAUCAAUGGAAAAAGAAACUUUUAAAUAUUUCGACAAAAUCAAUGGUGAAUUAUUAUAUGAUUCAAUUCAAAACUUUAUACCAUUCCAUACCGAAUAUAUCAAAGAAGCAAAUUAUUAUAAAAAAUUUAGUUUUAAAAUGGUUGGAUUCAAUAUAAAAAAUAUUAAAGAAAAGGGUCAAAAUAUUGAUAAAAUUAAAGAAUUAUAUUUUAAAUUAGUAAAUUCAAAAAGUGGAGGAAAAAGAAUAAUUAUAAGUGAUAAUAAAUUAGACACAAAAUCAAUUGGUAAAUAUUUAUAUAACUUAUAUCAGACUGAUAAUAGACCAGUAUUAUAUAUAAAUUGUAAAGGCGAUUUCGAAUGUACAAAUAAAAAUCUUGAGAAAUCUUUACAAUCAUUAUCAACAAUUGAAACAAAUCAAAGAUUAGCAUUACCAUCAGGUAAAAGAUACCUUUCAAAAUUAAUUAUUGGUUUAUUAGAAAACAAUAUAAGUGUAAUUUUAAAUGAAUUUCAUCAAUUAGAUAAUAUACCAAAUAUGAUGGGUUAUUUUCAACAAGAUUUCGAUAGUAUAGGUGCAUCAGUACAAAAUGGUACUCUUUUUGUACUAAGCUCUGAUGAAAAAAAGAUGACCCAUUUAUUUUCAAGUGCAAGACCAUUAAUUUCAUUUUCUAAAAUUUCCAUUGUGUCCAAACAACACGAGACCUACCUUCAUGGUGGUUUUCAAUAUUUAAUUAUCUAA
Messenger RNA from Dictyostelium discoideum AX4, 876 nucleotides. RefSeq lists its product as hypothetical. The record is from RefSeq and is a predicted model, not a curated record. The transcript has 2 exons. Lineage: Eukaryota; Evosea; Eumycetozoa; Dictyosteliales; Dictyosteliaceae. Bases 1 to 876 code for a protein of 291 amino acids.